Molecule: messenger RNA, 1812 nt
Organism: Odocoileus virginianus texanus
Lineage: Eukaryota; Metazoa; Chordata; Mammalia; Artiodactyla; Cervidae
Source: RefSeq, a predicted model, not a curated record
UGUGCAACAUUGACUGUUCUCAAACCAACUUCAAUCCCCUCUGUGCUUCUGAUGGGAAAUCUUAUGAUAAUGCAUGUCAAAUCAAAGAAGCAUCAUGUCAGAAACAGGAGAAAAUUGAAGUCAUGUCAUUGGGUCGAUGUCAAGAUAACACAACUACAACUAUUAAAUCUGAAGAUGGGCAUUACGCAAGAACAGAUUAUGCAGAGAAUGCUAACAAAUUAGAAGAAAGUGCCAGAGAACACCACAUACCUUGCCCAGAACACUACAACGGCUUCUGCAUGCAUGGGAAGUGUGAGCAUUCUAUCAAUAUGCAGGAGCCAUCCUGCAGGUGUGAUGCUGGUUAUACUGGACAACACUGUGAAAAAAAGGAUUACAGUGUACUGUAUGUUGUUCCUGGCCCUGUCAGAUUUCAGUACGUCUUAAUCGCAGCUGUGAUUGGAACGAUUCAGAUUGCCGUCAUCUGUGUGGUAGUUCUUUGCAUCACAAGGAAAUGCCCCAGAAGCAACAGAAUUCACAGACAGAAGCAAAAUACAGGGCACUACAGUUCAGACAACACAACAAGAGCGUCCACGAGGUUAAUCUAAAGGGAGCAUGUUGCACAGUGGCUGGACUACCGAAAGCUUGGACUACACAAUACAGUAUUAUAGACAAAAGAAUAAGACAAGAGAUCUACACAUGUUGCCUUGCAUUUGUGGUAAUCUACACCAAUGAAAACAUGUACUACAGCUAUAUUUGAUUAUGUAUGGAUAUAUUUGAAAUAGUAUACAUUGUCUUGAUGUUUUUUCUGUAAUGUAAAUAAACUAUUUAUAUCACACAAUAUAGUUUUUUCUUUCCCAUGUAUUUGUUAUAUAUAAUAAAUACUCAGUGAUGAGAAAAAAUUGGCAUUCUUAAAUUUGCAGUAUCUCAUAACUGUAAAUAUAAUCAAGCUAGUACCUCUGUACAGGUAUCAGUAUUUUAUCUUUCUCCACAUCUUGAGACAAAGCAUUAGUUUAUACAGGACUCAGUGGCUAGGUUUUGAGUGAUUCCAAGAUCAAGGAAAAUGAUGGUUAUUGGAAAAGAGAAAAAAUACUUUAUAUCGAGUGAGGAUAAAAUAUUUCAGAUAUUUGAAUCAUCUCUGUCUCAUCAACUUUCUUCCCUGGUCUUCCAUUUUCAUCCCCAGAGCAGAAAAAUCUCUGGCAAAUAAAUUAAAGAAGAAGGGGAGGAAAAGUGUUUUAUAACUCAUAAAGGAGAGAGAAAAAAGAUAUUGGUUUUUAUUUGGGAAAUACCUUAGACUCUUCCAGUUAAGUGCAUAUAUAUGAAAGGUCCUGAACAAGCUACAUAUUAGGAAUGCACAGAACACAAAAUCUAUUCCAUUUAGGUGCAUGGAAUUAACAACUAGGGAAAAUUUUUAAUAACAUCAUUAAAUGGGUAACACCAAAUCAUGAAUUCUCAGAAGCACCUUGCUAUAUUUAUAGUAUAUGGUUCUUUAAAAAUAAGUUAGAAUCACAACCAAAUACCUCAUGAAUAACUUUAUGGCUAAUGCAGCAGCAUUAUUUGAAAUGGAACUAAGAUGAUAAUAUUUCAUAAAAACAGAUAAAUGUGAUAAGAAUGAAAAUUAAUCCCAUAGCAUAUGAAAGACCUUAGUGGGAAAUCGAUAUAGAUUUUUGAGCAUAUAAAUAGGCAUGACCAUUUUGGAAAAAGUAAACUGUAAAAAUUCUCAAGGAAUAAGAUGAAAAUAACAAAUCAAAUAAUUGCCUUAUUAUUAUUUAGAUUUUCACAGCUUUCUGUGGCUAACACAGUAAUCUAAAGAAAGCUUUCUUUGUCUCCUUCAAA